This is a messenger RNA of Stereum hirsutum FP-91666 SS1, 435 nucleotides long. RefSeq lists its product as uncharacterized. The coding region runs from base 1 to 435 and encodes 144 amino acids. The transcript is spliced from 2 exons. Lineage: Eukaryota; Fungi; Basidiomycota; Agaricomycetes; Russulales; Stereaceae. The record is from RefSeq and is a predicted model, not a curated record.
AUGCCACCGAAGCGGAACUCGCGUUCCGGAAACGCCGCCUCGAGCCGGAUUUGCGGCGAUUCGGCGUUACCCCACAUAGGCAUGUUCACGACCAAGAGGAUGACUGAACUCUUGAUAUGCGAAUACAGCACCGUCGAGCAUCUUCGAAGGCGCCUCGACGGUCGACGGUUAAAGACGAGGCGAAAAUCCGAUAAAUUUAUUGUCCGUGGUACCACCUAUAUCGAACUUGUUAUCAUCAUGAUCCCAGCUUUCAGGAUUCUCUACCCAUCAUCACUGCAAGUGCAGCAUUUUCAAAGCGCGUUUCAGGCAGGAGGGGUCAUGCCAAUGAUCUUGACAGCAUCAAAGCGUACCUGUGCCACUGUCCUACCGGCGUUUCUCGAGUUCGAGCAGGACAUAGGCUACACCCUCCAUAUCAGUCUGAAUCGGACGCGGUAG